CUUUGUAAUUACAUUCCAGGUUCUCAAAGAAUGUCAUAUUACCUAAGUGUGGUACAGUAUGCUCUGUUUGCUAGUAUAGCCUUUAUGUUUCUGGGAAUUCUUUUGAUACUCGUAAAACAUUGCCUGCUGAAGGAAUGGAAGCACGAGAAACAACAGAUGGUGUUGGGGUUCAUCUCUGCGGCGUUUGCCUUUCUAACAGGUAUUCUCGCAGUAUUAGCGUUUGGGAUAUUUCAUGUAGAACUGGUGUUAGAUGGUUAUUCUCUUCAUGCUGGAUUUUACCUUACUGUGAUAGCGUGGCUGUUGUCAUGGGUUACUGGGUCAAUAUUUCUAGUGGAUAGUAUUUGCAUUGGAGCUAAAAUGUAUCCGGACUUGAAAUAAAUUGUUACCAGUAGCCACAAUGUACUGAUACAAGGGCAUUUUACCAUAAUAACAUUUUGUACAUACUCUAUUAUUAUUGUUUGUUCCAGUCUUACUUUACAUUCAAAAAGAAACCCUGUUUAACUGUUUUGCAAUCCAGACACCAUGAUAUUCCGGUCUGGGUUUCAUAGAAAGUCCUAAGUCUGAAAUUAUAGAAAGUCCUAAGUCUGAAAUCAGUCUUAUGACCAAAACUUAAACAGUUUUGCGUUUCAAAAAAAAAAUGUACCCUAUAAAAAGAAAACAUAAGACCCCUAUGCUAUGACUCUUAAUUUCUGAAUAGCAAUGCUGAUAGGCAUUUACACAUUGCGAGUAAAAGGUUCUGUCAUUGUAUUUCUUAACUUUUUUUCCGGAGAAUGAAUUCAUUUAUAGUAUACAGUAUUUGACUGAAGAUAAAGAUAUUUAUUGAAAUGGUCUUAAGUUAGUUCUAAAGUUGAUUUUAUGUCUUAGGACUUAGGAUACACUGAGGACUUUCUAUGAAAGGCAGACCAGUUCACUUAAA
Messenger RNA from Ruditapes philippinarum (Manila clam), 916 nucleotides. RefSeq lists its product as uncharacterized. The transcript has 2 exons. Bases 31 to 378 code for a protein of 115 amino acids. The record is from RefSeq and is a predicted model, not a curated record. Lineage: Eukaryota; Metazoa; Mollusca; Bivalvia; Venerida; Veneridae.